This is a messenger RNA of Ceratina calcarata, 1088 nucleotides long. RefSeq lists its product as uncharacterized. NCBI's taxonomy places the organism in Eukaryota, Metazoa, Arthropoda, Insecta, Hymenoptera, Apidae. The record is from RefSeq and is a predicted model, not a curated record. Bases 502 to 960 code for a protein of 152 amino acids. The transcript has 3 exons.
UAGAGUAGGCAAAACAUAGGCGCGCGUGUAAGUGGAAACAUCACAUCGAUAGAAAGAGAGAAAAAACGAACUUGGUAUUAUUAUUUCUUCUCUGUUUUGUCGUGAGAGAAAGAUAGCACCACCAAAUCCAAUUUCCUUUCUCUUUUUAUUCACCGGACGCCUACCUACCGGGCUUGCCUACUCUAUCUAUACUAACUCUAUGGAAUACUGGCCGUUAUCAAAAUAUUCGAUUGCAAGGAGUUUGAAACUGUUCAAUUGUUUAAUUUUAUAUAGACAUAAACGAAAAAAUUCAGCAACAUGAAAUUUUGACAGAAAACGUUUUGAUUCUACAACUAAACAUCAAAAUUUGUCGUUUAUUACUUAUUAAACAAUAGAAAAAUUGUUUAAUAUACACAUAUACAAUUUUUCGAAUUUAUUACCUAUUAGAUAAAUUACAUAUUUUAGUUAUCGAUAAAUCUCGUUAGUGCUAAUUGUGAAGGACUACAAUCCUAUUCUUUCAACAUGCAGUGUGAAUUUUCAAGAGGACGUGGCACCGGCGUUGCAGAGGCCAUUGGAAAUUGGGGCUUCUGCAGCAGAAUAGGAAAAUGUGGGAACGAACUUAGUCGUAUAAGAUGUCUCUUCAACAAAAUGGAUUGUUUGAGAUGUACAAAACCGAUGCCUUGUGUAAAAUACAACCCGAGGUAUGACCCAGAAGCUUGGGACACUAUACCUAGCCCUGACGAGUGCAAACCAUUAUGGAACUUUCCUAUGAGAAGACCACUCAUCGUGUACAAUUCUACAGCUGAUAUAAUUAAGACUUCGAAUUUAACUGAAAUUGGUUCAGAUUUAUACUAUCCGAUCCCGGGACGAAGUUACGCCCUGCAAGGUACGGAUAAAUUUUAUCGAUGCGACGCCUGCUGCAGUCCACCAUGCUUGCCACUUUGUAUGACACCGUGUCCACCAAAGUCCUGUUGUUACUGAAUUUAAUAAUUUUCAUGUCUAGUACAAAUCAAUGAUAGUGCUAACUUGAUCAAUGCGUUUUGUGAAAUGUUCACAACAUCUUGUAAUUUGACUGUUAAAUUCGUGAAAUAUUCUACGUGUAUAUUAUA